Messenger RNA from Betta splendens (Siamese fighting fish), 2872 nucleotides. RefSeq names its product butyrophilin-like protein 2. The record is from RefSeq and is a predicted model, not a curated record. Gene Ontology annotation, biological process: cell surface receptor signaling pathway; positive regulation of T cell proliferation; immune response. The coding region runs from base 490 to 2100 and encodes 536 amino acids. Lineage: Eukaryota; Metazoa; Chordata; Actinopteri; Anabantiformes; Osphronemidae. Gene Ontology annotation, cellular component: external side of plasma membrane. The transcript has 7 exons.
CUUUUAUAGCCGUCUUUAUGAACGUGGCAAAAAAGGCCAUGAAGGUCAGUCUCUUCACUAGAAUUUGAUGUAUUCAAAAUGUGUAACUUCUAUAUAAAUGACAAAAAGAAACGAAAAGAAAAUGGAUUGGAAAAAUUCAAAGACAAAGUAACACUUCUGACAAAAAUCAUGUCAGUAGCUGUAACACAGCCAAAAUGAUCAGCAAUUGGAAAAAAAAUGCCAAAAUGUACAAAAAUGCCCAAAGACGGCAUUAGGGUAAAGUUGUUUAACAGAUAUUUCAUUAUUUUCUAUCUGGCAACACUGUCUGAGACUGAGGCGUGAGGAGCAUAGGAAAAAUAAGAAAAUGACCAGCUUCAACACCGUUUAUCAGCAGUAGCCUGUAGUGUCCAGUGGGAGGCGCCAAACAGAAAACUGAAAAUAGAAAGUGAAAGUGAACUCGUCCUGAUAAGGUUUGUUUGAUACUGGACUGCGCUGGUGUUUUAAUGGAGGAUGAAGAUUUUUGUAUUGUGCCUUUUUCUCCAUUUCGGUAAGACCAUCUCCUCAGACCCGAUGAUGACCGGAAUCAACCUGUUUUACUGGACCCUGGUUCUGUUCUGCAUCAACGACAUGUCUCCAGGCGCAUCAGCUGAUGUUUCCCAUCAUGCAUCAGCUGAUGAUAUUUACGAGGGCGACACCUUCCUGCUGCCCUGUGAGUUUCACACCUUUGAUGUCGACCCGACUCCUUCGGUUUUGUGGAGCCGCUACGACCUCAGACCUUCAACUGUCCAUCGGCAUCAGAAAGAAGGCGACGCAUUUGAGGACCAGAACCAGCUUUACAGCGGCCGGACCUCGAUGAUGACGGACGCUCUGGAAACUGGAGACCUGAGUUUGACCCUGACACAGCUGAAGGUGUCUGACAGUGGAACCUACACCUGCUCCAUCACUAGUGUAAGAGGAGAACAUCGUGUUACAGACGUACAGCUGCAAGUCAAAGAGUGGUUUCCUUCCUGGGUCACAGCUCUCCUGGUCGUCAUCAGUGUUGUUCUAAUAGUUGUUGUGCCUGUUGUUAUACAUUUCUAUCAGUACAUCAUAUCAGUUUACCAUGUGGAUGUUGAAUCAGGGGUUCAGUCUGUCCAGCUACCCUGCAAAACCAUGCGUUACCUGACCAGAUUCAACAAGGUGGAGUGGUACCAAUACACCAACAUCGUCCACACGUACGAGGUUGACUCUGAGCCAACUGGACAUCAUCACAUACAAACAGAGAUGAAGGUGACUCCAAUGAGAUGGGGAAACUUCAGUCUGACCCUGAAAAACCCAACUGAAGACAACAGCGGAUCCUGGACCUGCAGUGUUUACAGGGACGGAGAAAUGCUGGAGAAAAAAGUGCAUCUCCAGGUCAAAGUGCCUAAAGUGAAAGUAGCUCCAGGACAGGAGUCUGUCCUUCUGCUGUUCAGGACCACAGUCCCCUCAGCUGUAGUGGUGUGGUCCAGAAAAAACGGGGACAAGUCUGACAAGGUCCAUGUGUUUCACAACGGUUCUGACCAACCUGAAGAUCAACCUGAAGAUCAGUUCUGGUUGUACCGUAGUCGAACAGAGAUGACACAAAAUGACUUCAGUCUGACCCUGAAACACCCCACCGACUUCGACAGUGAGACCUUCAUGUGCACCGUCUACGGCGAGGACGGAAACAUCCUGAGGAAGAAAGAAGUACGGCUUAAUGUCGAAGUCUGUAAAGUGAAGUUUGCGGAGGGAGAAGAGUCUGUCCUGCUGCCAUUCAGAACCACAGAGAACCUGCCUGACGAUGUUGUGGUGGAGUGGAGACGUGAAGAUCUCAACCACCCGGUCCACAUAUAUCUUGAUGGUUCUGAGCAACUCGAUCAACAGGACCCAGGUUACGAAGGCCGCACAGAGAUGAAGGCCGACCUGCUGACAAGUGGAGACUUCAGUCUGACCCUGAAGGAGCCAAAGGUUCAAGACGAGGGAACAUAUGUCUGUGAGGUCUUUAACACUAACAUCCGACGGAGGAAAACUGUGAAACUGCAGGUCAAAGGAGGAAGAGGACUACACAGGAGGACCAGGAGAGACUCAGCUGAUCCUACUCCUCUGCUCAACCUGGUCUGAGCAGAGAAGUAGGUUUGCAUUCAGUGACGAUCUUCCUCCUUCUGUUGGAUGUAGAUCUGUGAACUGCUUUUUUUAGCGCCUCAGACACCUAUGUCACUUUGUGGGGUGAUUUUGUGGGUGUGUUUGUUUACAUUAAUUCUAAAGACCACACCCCACCUAGUGUGUGUUAGAAAAAAUACAAAGAGACCAAACUGAUCUCCGUCUCCUCCUUGCUUCUCCACCGCUCCAACUGUAUCACUAAUAUCUUCCUGGCCUUGAAGUUGUGUUCUGGCCGACACCCAGGAUAGUGGCAGUGAGAUUAACAGGCCUGCGCCUAUGCAACCUUACUGCACAACUGUAUGUCAUACAGAAAUGCUCACGGACAAGAAAACAAAUAGUGAUCCCGCGUUGCUUAUAUGUAGAACUAGACCAAACGUAUGAAUGAGAAGCUGCUGGUUGCUUCGCACAACGUCGAAGUGACCAUGACUGUUUGUCACAUUUACGAUACAAAAGACGAGAAAAAUGUGUGAUCUGACAACACAGUAAACACGGACAGAAGAGGACAGCUGCUGGCACCAAUAUAGUAAAUGAAGACACUUUAUAAAACAACUAGAUUUAUCGUAACAUCAAGUCAAAGUGGUUCCAAGUUAACUUGGGUGCUGCUAUUCCAUGAGACAACUACAUGCAUGUUAGAUACAUUUAAUGCCUAACAAAGAAGAGACAUCAUCUAUGGUUUAGUGGUUCUGUAUGUGGAAUCAUGUUCUACUUUUGUUGAAGUGGUUGCGGGAUCGAA